AUGAAAGGAGAUGCAGAACACACGUUGGACUUGCUGGAAACUAAUUACCCUAGUUUAUCCAACUUAAUAGUCCAUUUGAAGAUGUACCUAACGGACAAGUUAUACCAUGAGUUAACUGGCUCUUUGAUUACGUUAAUGUCGGAUCCUUCAGUCUCUUGUGACCACAAACUACAGGUUUUCGAGUCGGUUGUGCAUCCGCUAAAGGAUUCCUUCAAUAUCCUAAGCUUCUGUAAACUUUUGAAGCUCUCCUCAGAACUUUUGGACCCUAAAUCAGCACUUGAACAUUUGAGUAAAUACGAUAAGUUUAUGCAAACUGAUAGAGAAGCGUAUAUCAUGUUACAAAUCGCAAAAUCAUACCACUAUGUGAAAAGUGGCCAAACAAAAGAGUGCGAUGCAUUACUGGACUCUGUUCGUGAGACUGUGAACAACAGUCUAAACCUGGAUAUUUCUGUACAUAGCUCAUUUUAUCAUGCAUCCGCUUACAUGAACAAGAUUAUGUUCCCUUUAGACGACAUUUCUGAAAAUGAAAGGAAAACCAUCGCCGUUACCAUUACAAUUUCAUCAAUUCUGGCACCAGAUAGCUUCGGUUUUGGCGAACUGAUACACCAACCCAUAAUUGAGCACUAUUUGAAGGGAAGUGAUUAUAAUUGGCUCUACGAGGUUUUACUAAUUUUUAACGAAGGAAACUUACAACUUUUCGAGGAGGCUUUGGAGCGUUUUAAAGGACAAAUUACACACUCGGAGUUAAAUGGUCAUGAACCGGAGCUUAGAUAUAAACUAACUUUAAUAGCUUUACUGAACUUGGCGUUCAGAAAGCCUAAUAAACAGAGAUCUUUAUCAUUUCAGGAGAUAGUAGAGCACUGUAAAAUCCAAAUGGACGAAGUAGAGCCCUUUAUACUCAAGGCACUGGGUUGUAACCUUAUCCAAGGCCAUAUCGACCAAACACAAGGAACUAUCCAAGUCACAUGGGUUCAACCGAGAAUUCUUGAUACUAACAAGCUGGAAUUGGUCAGACAGAAAUUAAAAGGUUGGAUCAGCUCAACAAAUGAACUUGUUAAGGGACUAGAACAGCUUAUUGCAAAUCCUUCCAAUUAA
Molecule: messenger RNA, 1095 nt
Organism: Theileria annulata
Lineage: Eukaryota; Apicomplexa; Aconoidasida; Piroplasmida; Theileriidae
Product: 26S proteasome subunit, putative
Exons: 7
Coding region: 1-1095 (364 amino acids)
Biological process (GO): ubiquitin-dependent protein catabolic process
Cellular component (GO): nucleus; cytosol; proteasome regulatory particle, lid subcomplex
Molecular function (GO): structural molecule activity
Source: RefSeq, a predicted model, not a curated record